AUGCAAUUUAAAGAAGAAAAGGUUUGUAAAGAUAUUGAUUAAAUAGAACGCAAAAAUGUAAUGUAUGAAAAUUUGGAGAGAUUAGCCAAAAAAUUAGAAUAUAAAUUUUAUCCAUACCAUAUAACUCAUUAUGGAUCCAGCUCAUCCUUAUUAUAUUCCAGCUCAGAGACAAGAUUAUAAAUAAAGAUUGACAGUGGAUACUCAUAAUAUGCUUAUUGAUGGAGUAAAAAGAGAUGUGAAUAAGUAAAAAUAAGUUGACAAAGCAAUUAAAAACUUAGAUAGACCAUAUAUGAAAGGCAAAUCUGGAGUCACUAAAAAUAUAACUGGUGGUCUUAGAGAUUACUUCCUUAUUGAAAUACCAUAUGCAUAGACAGGAAAUUUAGAGAAUGAAAGAAUUGGAAUAUGAAAAUGUAUU
This is a messenger RNA of Paramecium pentaurelia, 415 nucleotides long. Lineage: Eukaryota; Ciliophora; Oligohymenophorea; Peniculida; Parameciidae. The record is from the annotation of a GenBank genome assembly.